AGAGUAUAAGAAGUAUUGCAGCAGAUGUACGAAAUAUUAGGAAUGACCUUGAGAAUGAUACUUCCGGUUUAGAUAACUUAAUGGUGAUUACAGAUGAGAUCAACAAAAAAUGUGAGGAUGGACUUUCAGACCUGUCUAAAAAUUUGGAAAGACAGACGAAUGAUUUGAGAUCUUCUUCCACGGAAAGCAUGAGAAACAUGUCAGAAGUUGUGGCAAAUAUUAAGAAAGACGUUGAGAACAGCUUUUCCGGUUUAGAUGACUUAAAAGCAGUUAUAGAUGAGGUCAAAACCACUUGCAAGGAUGGUCUUUCAGACCUGUCCAAAAGACUUACGGUUUUGCAAAAGCAAGUGAAUGAGUUGGAUCAGGCAACGGAGAAAAAAACACAGACGGUAGCAUUUAAUGUAAUGGAUGCAGUAAACUACACGGGCAGUCAAACCAUGAAAUUCUCAAAUAUUAUACUGAAUGAAGGCAACGCCUACAAUAUAGAGACAGGGAUUUUCACGGCACCACUUGACGGGAUAUAUCAGUUUUAUGCGCACAUUUGCUGCAAUAGAAAAACGUCUGAAAUAGAGUACUUCAUUAAAGUCGGCACGAGUUCGAUUGUUACCGGAGAAUUCAUGCUGCCAAGCAGAGUUAAUAAUGAUUCAGAUGCAAAAUGUACGUCUUUUAGUGCAGUAGCCAUGGUUCGGAAAGAUGAAACUGUUAGAGUUGGAGGAAUGUCUUUCACUUCCUUAGGCCGAGCAACAGGAAGUUCAAACGCUGAUUUUUCUUCUUUUUCUGGUGUACUGAUCAAAUCUAUUUAA
Messenger RNA from Ruditapes philippinarum (Manila clam), 803 nucleotides. RefSeq lists its product as uncharacterized. Lineage: Eukaryota; Metazoa; Mollusca; Bivalvia; Venerida; Veneridae. Gene Ontology annotation, molecular function: protein binding. The transcript is spliced from 3 exons. The record is from RefSeq and is a predicted model, not a curated record. The annotation marks the transcript as partial.